Ziziphus jujuba (common jujube) is the source of this 2810-nucleotide messenger RNA. Its product is annotated as neutral ceramidase 1. Gene Ontology annotation, molecular function: N-acylsphingosine amidohydrolase activity. The coding region runs from base 322 to 2655 and encodes 777 amino acids. Gene Ontology annotation, biological process: sphingosine biosynthetic process; long-chain fatty acid biosynthetic process; ceramide catabolic process. The record is from RefSeq and is a predicted model, not a curated record. The transcript has 10 exons. Gene Ontology annotation, cellular component: extracellular region. Lineage: Eukaryota; Viridiplantae; Streptophyta; Magnoliopsida; Rosales; Rhamnaceae.
AUUGGAAAGCAAAAAGCACAGCCCACGCACGGGGAAGAAAACAAACCACAUUUCCGUGGCUUCCCUUCCCCGCUACCAGUCUUUGUGUUUUUCCUUUCUUUUGACUCCAUUUUGGAACCGUAGUUAAUGCGCUCUAUUUAUAAAUUUCUACACCAGCAUGUCUCUGAUCAGUGCCUCUGAAACUUCUAUUAAACCAGCGGAAACUGACUGUGAAGAAGUCCCAGUUUUUCUAUGUAGAGCAGCGGCAGUUCCAACUACGUUCAAGAAAAUAAGAGCUGAUUAAGCAAUAACUCCAUCCUCUUUUUUGUUUGCUGAGGAGCUAUGAUGGAGAUCUUUCAUCUUGUUAAUUUUAACAUUUGGAGAUCAUUUCUUGGAAGCUGGUUUUGUAUUGCACUUGUACUCUUGUUACAUAGCAGUAAAGGAGUACUCUCAGAUUCCAACUAUUUGGUUGGGCUUGGAAGCUAUGACAUUACUGGUCCAGCAGCUGAUGUUAAUAUGAUGGGAUAUGCUAACGCAGAGCAGAUUGCAUCUGGGAUUCACUUCAGGCUUCGAGCUCGUGCAUUUAUUGUAGCAGAGCCCAAGGGGAAGCGGGUGGUAUUUGUAAAUCUUGAUGCUUGCAUGGCCUCACAACUUGUAACAAUCAAAGUAUUGGAGAGGUUAAAAGCAAGGUAUGGGGAACUUUAUACAGAAAAGAAUGUAGCUAUUAGUGGAAUUCAUACCCAUGCAGGCCCUGGGGGUUAUCUCCAAUAUGUUGUGUAUAUUGUAACAUCUCUUGGAUUUGUGCGUCAGUCAUUUGAUGUUCUUGUUGAUGGCAUUGAGAAAAGCAUUAUACAAGCUCAUGAAAAUCUUCAUCCAGGGUCAGUUUUUAUAAACAAGGGGGUGCUCUUAGAUGCCAGUGUGAAUCGCAGUCCAAGUGCUUAUCUCAAUAAUCCGGCAACAGAGCGCAGUAAAUAUAAGUAUGACGUUGAUAAAGAAAUGACUCUUUUAAAGUUUGUUGAUGAUCAGUGGGGUCCGGUUGGUACCUUCAAUUGGUUCGCAACUCAUGGAACUUCUAUGAGUCGUACAAACUCAUUAAUAAGUGGAGAUAACAAAGGUGCUGCUGCUCGAUUUAUGGAAGACUGGUUUGAGCAAAAGCGUGUUAGUAGUGUGGAUUCUGAUGAAUUUUAUUCUGAAGAAAUUCCUCGAAGAGUCUCAAACAUAAUUCCUCGUCCUGAUAAUCACCGUGAAUUACUGGAGCUUGCGGCAUCCUUUCAGUCUUCUCCUGGUAAACCAGCAACCAGGACUUUGAGUGUCGCAAAACGUGUCAGGGGUGCUCUCCGGCAAGCUGACAAGCCUGGAUUUGUAUCUGCCUUUUGCCAGUCAAACUGUGGUGAUGUUAGUCCAAAUGUUCUUGGAACAUUCUGCAUAGACACUGGGCUACCUUGUGACUUCAAUCACAGUACCUGCGGUGGAAAGAAUGAAUUGUGUUAUGGUCGAGGACCCGGUUAUCCAGAUGAAUUUGAGAGUACACGCAUCAUUGCGGAUAGGCAAUUCAAAAAAGCUGUAGAUCUCUUCAACAAAGCAUCUGAACAGCUUAAUGGCAACAUUGACUAUCGCCAUACUUACAUAGAUUUCUCUCAACUUGAAGUAAAUAUUCCUAACAAGGGAGGAGCUUCUGAUGUCAUAAAAACAUGUCCAGCUGCAAUGGGGUUUGCAUUUGCUGCAGGGACAACUGAUGGACCUGGAGCUUUUGAUUUUAAGCAAGGUGAUAAUGAGGGUAAUGCUUUCUGGAGGUUGGUGCGGAACUUACUGAAAGAACCAGACCAGGAACAAGUUGAUUGCCAACAUCCAAAGCCAAUCUUGCUUGACACCGGUGAAAUGGUUAAACCAUAUGAUUGGGCGCCUUCAAUACUUCCAAUCCAGAUCCUCCAAAUAGGACAGCUAGCAAUUCUCAGUGUACCUGGAGAAUUUACAACAAUGGCUGGUAGGCGUCUUCGCGAUGCUGUAAAGACAGUGCUCAGCAGCGGUGAUAAAGGGAAAAACACUCAUGUUGUAAUAGCAGGAUUGACUAAUACUUAUUCCCAAUAUGUAACUACUUUCGAGGAGUACCAGGUUCAAAGAUAUGAGGGUGCCUCCACUUUGUAUGGACCACACACUUUAAGCGCCUAUAUUCAGGAGUUCAAGAAGCUAGCAAAUGCUAUUGUAACCAGCCAAACUGUUGAACCAGGGCCACAACCCCCAGAUCUUCUGGAUGAGCAAAUAAGCUUACUCGCACCGGUUGUGAUGGAUGGAACCCCUCUUGGUGUUAAUUUUGGAGAUGUUAGCUCUGAUGUUCCCAAGAAUUCAACCUUUAAGAGGGGUGACAAUGUGACUGUCAUAUUCUGGUCAGCUUGCCCAAGGAAUGACCUUAUGACUGAAGGUACAUUUGCACUCGUGGAAAUGCUGAAAGGAAAGGACAAUUGGGUUCCAGCAUAUGAUGAUGAUGAUUUCUCUCUUCGCUUCAUUUGGUCAAGACCUUCAAAACUCAGUACUCGAAGCCAUGCAACCAUAAAAUGGAUUAUCCCCAAGUCUGCGACACCCGGUGUGUACAGAAUCAAACAUUUCGGUGCCUCGAAGAGCCUUCUGGGUUCAAUUCGACAUUUCACAGGCUCAUCUAGUGCUUUUGUAGUAGCAUAAGAUAUAGCCUCCGAUAUUUUUGUACAUGUGCGGCGGAUUUAAGCUUAUGUUUGAUGCUUAAUGUAUUACUAAGUGGUCGUUAUCAUGGAUUCUGGAUUGCCUAUUCCUGUAUUUUAUGGCAUUUUAACACAUUUCUCAUAAUCAGUUCAAAAGAA